AUGGCUGAAACCCACAAGUCUCAACACGAGGUGUCCUCGCCGGACGUCGAAGAGCACAUGAGCAUUGGGCGUUAUAUAGCCACGCGCAUACCCACGCUCGUUCCGCCGAUGAAUCCGGCGCCGAAUCCAUUUAAAGCGCUAACUCUACUCAACCGCCAGCAAUGGUUGUUCUUCUCGGUGGCGUUUAUUGGGUGGACAUGGGAUGCGUUCGACUUCUUCACAGUCUCUCUGACGACCACUCAACUAGCUACGAGCUUCGAUAAAUCCGUCACAGAUAUUACAUGGGGCAUCACGCUGGUUCUUAUGUUGCGGUCUGUUGGUGCGAUCAUCUUUGGAAUCGCAUCCGACCGAUGGGGUCGCAAGUGGCCCUUUGUGGUCAACCAACUGCUCUUCGUGGUUCUAGAGCUGGGUACUGGCUUCUGUCAGACGUAUAAGCAAUUCCUAGCUUGUCGUUCGCUCUUUGGUAUUGCUAUGGGUGGUCUUUACGGUAAUGCGGCUGCCACAGCCCUCGAGGACUGUCCCUCUGAGGCUCGCGGUAUUGUUUCUGGUUUGCUGCAGCAGGGUUAUGCAUUUGGAUAUUUGCUGGCUACUGCGUUUGCGCGCGGUCUCGUUGAUACUACUCCCCACGGCUGGCGCCCGCUAUACUGGUUCGCUGCUUGUCCUCCAGUACUGAUCAUCGCCUUCCGUCUAUGUUUGCCGGAGACGGAGACUUUCCGCCGUCGACAAGCUACGCGUGAGGAGGUUCGCGGCGGUGUGGCUGCUUCUUUCAUAUCCGAAGGAAAAGUUGCUUUGAAGCGUCACUGGCUAUUGUUGAUUUACCUUGUGCUUUUGAUGGCCGGUUUCAAUUUCAUGUCUCAUGGAUCGCAAGAUCUUUACCCUACGAUGCUGCAGAACCAAUUCAGUUUCUCCAAGAAUGCGGUGACUGUGACGCAGGUCGUCGCGAACUUGGGCGCGCUGACCGGUGGUACACUGUGCGGGUGGGCGAGUCAAAUUUUCGGUCGCCGGUUCUCGAUCAUCGUGAUCAGCAUCGUCGGGGGCGCGCUUCUCUACCCAUAUACCUUCGUCACAUCGCAUAAUGUGAUUGCAGCGGCUUUCUUUGAACAAUUCAUGGUGCAGGGUGCAUGGGGUGUGAUUCCCAUCCAUCUGAUGGAGCUCUCACCCGGUCCCAUCCGCACAUUCGCUGUUGGCACAGCUUACCAGCUUGGUAAUCUCGUGUCGUCCGCCAGUUCGACCAUCGAGUCGACGAUCGGAGAGCGCUUCCCGCUCCCGGCCACGGAGAAGGCAGCCCACCGCUACGAGUACGGCAAGGUCAUUUGUAUUUUCAUGGGCUGUGUCUUUGCCUACACUAUUCUGGUGACUCUUGUCGGACCCGAGCGUCUUGGUCGUAAUUUUGAUGCUGAGCACGAUGCCGAUCUGCAAGUUGUAGCCGCCCACCGUGGAAUGGAGCGACACGAUAGCGACCCUGAGAAGGCAGCUGCCACCAGGGUGGAGUAG
Penicillium maclennaniae is the source of this 1494-nucleotide messenger RNA. Its product is annotated as sugar transporter family protein. Gene Ontology annotation, biological process: plasma membrane lactate transport. Gene Ontology annotation, molecular function: secondary active monocarboxylate transmembrane transporter activity. Gene Ontology annotation, cellular component: plasma membrane. Lineage: Eukaryota; Fungi; Ascomycota; Eurotiomycetes; Eurotiales; Aspergillaceae. Bases 1 to 1494 code for a protein of 497 amino acids. The record is from RefSeq and is a predicted model, not a curated record. The transcript has 2 exons.